GUCAUUUUGGUAAUUUUCUAAGACAGCUAUGUCUCAGUAACCUCUUGUGACAGAAUAUUGAUGAUGUAUUCAAUCUCAUCAGCAACCUCUUUCAUCGAAGGUCGGUUUUGUCUCCGUUCGUUAAGGCACGCAGAUGCUAAAUUCCCGAGCUGCUGUAUCGUCUGCAUGUCAAUCUUGUUAGCUGUCUUCUUCAGCAGUGGAUCGAUGCAUUCAGUCAAUCUCUCUUGAUCCAUCAUCUUGUUAAUAUACAUCACCAGGUUCACAUCUUCCUCUUCUCUAGUGAAAUCUAUCGCCUUCUUCGAUGUAACCAUCUCCAGAAGCACAACCCCGAAGCUGUACACAUCGCUCUUAUCAGUUAGCUGGAAAUUCCGGUAGUAUUCUGGAUCGAGGUAUCCCAAUGUACCUUGCGCACCCGUGAAGAUAUGGCUCUCGUUAUUAGCGGUUUCUGUCAAAUCCACAAGUCUUGACAGCCCAAAGUCUGAAACCUUGGCGUUUAGCUUCUCGUCAAGCAAAAUAUUGCUUGACUUUACGUCGCGGUGGUAAAUGGGUGGCUGUGCUGCGGAGUGGAGAUAAGCUAAUCCUUCAGCGGUUUGGUAUGCAAUCUGCAGUCUGCGCCGCCAAGUCAGCGGUUUCCAAGUACGGUCUGAACUGCCAUGGAGAUGUUCGAACAGCGUUCCGUUGGGAAUAAACUCGUAGAUCAAGAGAGGCAAUUCAAGAUCAACACAGCAACCGAGAAGCCUAACUAAGCUUCUAUGAUUGACUUGGCAGAGAAUCCGGACUUCGUUUAGGAUCUGAUCAGUGCCUUUGGUGUUGUUAAGCUUUGCUCGUUUGAUCGCGGUUAUGGUUCCAUCCUCAAGAACAGCUUUAAACACUUCUCCAAAACCUCCAGUGCCUAUGAGAUUGUCUUUUGAGAAAUUGUUGGUUGCUUUCGUGAUUUCUCUGCCAGUGAAGAUUCUUGAUGAUUUUCCAGUGGAAUUUGCGCUAAGCAUCUCUUCUCGCUCCUUAACAAUGUUCUUGUGGAUAUCCUUUUUAACCUUUUGGUGGCUAUGUUUGGUUCCAAUUACUGCUACCGCAAUCGCUAGCGUAACUCCCACAACCGCAACAGCCGCACCUUCAAGAGCAAAGAAGUUAAAAUGGAGUACAAUCAUAUGGGCAUUUGAAUAUAUUUUUGGUUUUUCGGUUCAUCCUCUGUACCUGCGAAAACAACGGUCUUCUUCUUCUUUUUGCAGUGUUUCCCAUGGCGACAUUUACCACCUAAUACAUGAGCAUCGUUUCAGGCCGAGACUCGUUGGAUCAGGCAAGCAUUUUGAUUUACCCAACAAGAGGUUACAAUCUACAUCAGUUUUGCAAACUGGUUCUUUAGGCAAUGCCCAUUGCAACUCGAGCCCCGUGUCAGGCCAUUUUUUCCCGGGAGGAGGAACCUCUUUGUUUGGAUUCAGCCCCACGAAGCUUUGGUACGCGAGGCAUCCCCCACCGUUGAUCCUGAUCGUGUAAGCGGUUUGAGACCCGUCGGUUCUGAAGGUGCAACACAAGGGAGCCUUAGAACAAGGUGAUGCAUUGUUCUUGAUGUAGCUGUAACAUAAGCUGGUAGGACUACAAUCUAUUGGCGCCUGCAGACCCCAAAAUCUCUUGCAUAGCCUGAGAGCAAUUAAGGAGCAAGAUAGUGUUGCUACUAGUGAUGCUGAAAGGGAGAUGGGGGUCGAGCUCGAGGCCCUGUUUAGAGACAUCAGCUGAGAUACAGGAUACUGAGCUAGCAAGACCAGGCGGGCGUAGAACGAUCCGCUGGGUCACUGAGUUGAUGGACGUAAUGACAUAAGAUGACCCAUGGAGGGCACCGAAAUAAAGCUUACCACCAACACAAUUUAUCCUAUAGGCUUGAUCCCCGCAGGUUGGACCCGUGCUUAGAGGAUAAGGUACAACCAUAGGUCCGCAGUUAGGACACCGUGGUGGUCCGGCCAUGGGAGGUUUUGCCUUAGCAUGUCGGGCACAAGAAUGACCCGCGCAUGCUAGCCAUACGGUCAAGAGAGUAGGUAUCAAUAAGGCGUAGUAUGAUCGCUUCUUCUCCAUUUUGUUGUAUAACUAAUUAAGAGUGUGGACAAUUAGUGAUCAAAAGAUGUGAGUAAAAGUUUAGGUUUAUGUACUAAUGAAAGGUCAUUAUUAUUUAUUUAUGUUAUUGCUGUG
Molecule: messenger RNA, 2181 nt
Organism: Arabidopsis thaliana (thale cress)
Lineage: Eukaryota; Viridiplantae; Streptophyta; Magnoliopsida; Brassicales; Brassicaceae
Exons: 3
Coding region: 841-1494 (217 amino acids)
Source: RefSeq, marked reviewed